AUGUCGAGCCGCUCCGACGAUUCGUUGGAUUCACUUUUUCGUUACGAGCCGAGCCGCGUAGAUGCUGAGGCGAGAGAUGACGAGCCGUCGGUUUCGACGAGCCGUCCCCAGGGUCCCGUUCCUGAUGAAGACAUUAAUCGCGCCGCACUUAAGGCCGAGGAGGAGGCAUUUCCCUUUGACCUUUUCGAGGCGAAACGUGAAUUGGAACGUCUCAUGGCGUCCCGAGGCGCUUCCACAUCUGGGCGAGGGCCACGAGUUAAGAGACAAAAACCUGACCCGCCUGGCUCUACGCUUUGCUCCCUUGAGUCGCUCGAGGCGUUGAGGCAUCGCUUCGGGAUAUCCGAGGCGGUGGAGUUCGUCGUUCCAGAGAAGAGCGACCGAGCCGACAAGCCUCCAGAGAAUCAUUUCACUCUGUACGAGGCGUUCUUCGGAGUGAUCCUUGAAUAUCUCUGGAAACACGGGAUCUCGAUUGGGCAAAUCAUGCUGAGGGGAUUACGGCAUAUGAUUGGCAUCUUAGUUCGAAGCUUCGAAUGCGGACAUGAUAUCGAGCUGAAUCACCUGCUAAACUUGCUGGAAAUCAGGAAAGCUCCGAAAGGAAAUAAAUUCUAUAUUUCCAACAAGGCGAAGCGAUGGGUCAUCGGCGGUUUUCCCAGCAAGGAUCAGUUUUGGACUGAAAGCUUCUUCUACGUCUCGGUGAACGAGGCGUCGGUCGGCGAGGAUUACGUUCAAAGAACCAAGACCGCUUGGGGACCACUUGGUAGCCGACCCGAAGCUUUGCCUCGGCUCGGAACAGUUUUUUGUUCAGUGCUUUCUUCCCCCGAUUCCCGACGACCUCUUUACUGUCUGAGACUCUAUUUCGGCGCGGAAGAGAAAGGAAGAGGCGCGAGGAAGAAGAGGCCGCGAGACAAGCUGCCGAGGCGGCUCAAGAGCAGACCGAGGCGGUUCCAGCGCAAACCGAGGCCAUCCCUGAACCCGACCCGCCGACCCGGGAAGGAGACGAAAUGGUCCGAGCCGCAGAAGGCAACACUGCUGAGGCGGUCGAGAGAGAUGCAGCGCCCGAGGUGGAACUGGGCGAAAUUAUUCCCGAGGCAUCAGGGGACGAUUCAGCGGUGCGGAGCAAAACCUUCGAACUCCGCCAUUUUAGCCCUCCUGAAGUCGACGAGGCCCCCGACUUCAGUCGUUCAGAAACAUGACCCGAGCCGAAAACGUUCGGCCGCUGACAAGGGGAAGGGCGUUGCUGUUCAGAAGGACGAGCCGUCCAAGAAGAGGCGGAAGCCGACGCCCGGGGACCCCGCCGCGCGCAAGUUGGUCGUCGACGACCCCGACGCCUCUGCCGUCAUGUUCUCGCAUGUAAAUAACACGAACACGCGUCUUCCUCCUCUGGAGAAGUUGAGCAGGCCGAGGUCGUACGGCGCGAUGGCACAGCCCGGUACCAAGUUUGUCGCGGCCAUUAACGACCUGAUGGCCGAGUACGAGGCGGACUUGUCUAAGGUCGAACGUCGCUUGGCCGAGGCCCGAAAUGAGACCGCGGCGUCAAAGGCGAAGCUGGAAGAGGCUCAGAACAAAACCGCAGCGGCAAAAGAGAAACUGGAUGAGUCGGUGGCCAGGGCAUCCAAGCUGGAAGAGGAGAAGAUCGUUCUGCGUGCCAAUGUUGACAAGGCGUAUCGAGGCCAAGGACGCCUUGUUCGAUGCCAAGGUCAAGCGGGCGAAAAGGAGGCAAGGCGAGAGCUUACGGAGAAGUUUCAGCUCGCCAAGGUGGAGGAGGGUUUGGCCAAGCUCGAGAAGGCCAAAAAUGACGAGAACGAUCUGGGGCAAAUCAAGGGAAACCUUGCGAUGAUUGCCGUCCUGAAGAAACCAGACGCCCCGACGCUCGAUGAUGAGGAGGCGCAGCUAAAGAGCUGGGAGAGCGAAUAUGCCGACGACGACGUGUAUGAGCUUAUUACCUCCGAGAUCCGAGGCGAGCUGGUUUUCUCACCCGUAUCGCCGGACUCGGUCGACACCAGCCUUGGUAACGAGCCGCUCGAAGAGACAGCGGCCAACUUAAGCGUCGUAGAUCCGAACGGAUCGAACGCGGGUACGCCGGUCUUCUCGAACCUCCUUGCCGAGCGUGAAACGCAGUCCGCGGCCUGA
Eutrema salsugineum is the source of this 2130-nucleotide messenger RNA. RefSeq lists its product as uncharacterized. Bases 1 to 2130 code for a protein of 709 amino acids. The transcript has 6 exons. Lineage: Eukaryota; Viridiplantae; Streptophyta; Magnoliopsida; Brassicales; Brassicaceae. The record is from RefSeq and is a predicted model, not a curated record.